Messenger RNA from Penicillium malachiteum, 1482 nucleotides. RefSeq names its product Zn(II)2Cys6 transcription factor. Gene Ontology annotation, molecular function: DNA-binding transcription factor activity, RNA polymerase II-specific; transcription cis-regulatory region binding; zinc ion binding. The transcript is spliced from 3 exons. Gene Ontology annotation, cellular component: nucleus. NCBI's taxonomy places the organism in Eukaryota, Fungi, Ascomycota, Eurotiomycetes, Eurotiales, Aspergillaceae. Gene Ontology annotation, biological process: positive regulation of transcription by RNA polymerase II. The record is from RefSeq and is a predicted model, not a curated record. The coding region runs from base 1 to 1482 and encodes 493 amino acids.
AUGAAUCAGCGAAAUAUUGAGCCAUGCUGGACAUGUCGCAAUCGGCGAAUUCAAUGUGAUCAGACCUGUACACCAUGCAAGAAAUGCCAGAAGGCCGGAUUGGAAUGCUUUGAUAAGAGGCCCUUUCGAUGGGUCAAGGGUGUUGCUAUUCGUGGCAAUAUGCGAGGUCGCUCAUUUCAAAAUAAUACCGAGUCUUCGAGUGAGGAUAAUGAUAAUAUGAUAUCUGUCUCCGCGCGGGUCAAGCCUGCGACGAACUCCGAGUCGGAGUUCCAUUCGCACCUGCAUUUCAAUGAUAAUGAACGCAUAUGCAAACUUUUCAUCGUAUAUGACAGUGACCGAAAUCCCUUCAGAAGCCUCAUCCCCUUGGGCCUGAAGGACCCAGUUCUUCUGAAGUCUCUCCUUGCACUUGCUGCUCGGCACCAUGUGAAUACAGGGAGAUCUUUCCACUACGCAAAUCUUCCCACAGAGCCCGGCCUAAUCAAUGCAAAUCGGGAUGCUCUCUCAUUUAAACACCAAUCCAUAGAGGCAUUAUCGCGCUCAGUGCAACAUGACCAAUUGCGCAAUCAAGACACAACAGUCGCCAGCAUUUUCCUUCUGAUAUUCCUGGAUCUGAUAGAAUCUGGUGGAGACGGCUGGAACUUUCACCUUGAAGGCGUGAAGAAAUUGAUUACGUCUCUAUAUUCUCAAUCAGAACUUCAAGCUGGUGUCAACUAUGGACCCGGUGAGACUGUGCAAGAGAUUCGGGGAUUCAUCACCAACCAAAUCCAUUUAAUUGAAACUCUGGGGGCAACUUUCUUGCGUCCAAAAUUACUAUCACAGUUCAGCUCAUUUGGUCAGCAAGAACUGCAACUCCAGGAAACCGUUGAGAAGUCGUUCCUUGGGUGCCCAGAGUACAUUUUAACAGCUAUCCAAUGUCUUUCGGUGCAAAGAGAUAGCAUCUCAAGUUCUGCAUCACUUGAUUUAGCCACAGUUGCCUCACAUAUAAGAGAGACGGAAUAUUUGAUGCAAUUUGUGCAAAACUUUGAUUGCUAUGCCUGGGCCUCAAAUCUGCAACGUUCUCGAAAUCCUUCAGCCCAGGAAGUUUCCAACUUAUGUAUACUUUCCCAGUCCUAUAAGCUUGGGACCCUAUUAUAUGGAAGAAGAAUCCUCGAUGCAUUGAUCAAGGAAGAGAGUGUGCAAGAUGAACUGAUCUCCGAAUUAUUGGGCCUCAUUGAUUCUUUAAAGGAUGAUCCAGAUUUAUUCAAAUGCAUUCUGUGGCCAGUAUUCGUCGCUGGGUUGGAAUGCAAAUGGCAAGCCCAGCGUGAUUUUCUCAUUGGUUGUCUGGAGAGAUUUUGGACAUUGACAAGUUGUUUAAAUGCUGUUAAUGCAGCCAAGAUAUUACGGGAUCACUGGCAGGAGAAGGACUCCGAGUCGUCAAAUAAUCCCAAAACACAGUGGAUUUUUGACAUUGGUAAACUAGGUCGGGACUGGCUUUGGAUUUGA